Molecule: messenger RNA, 456 nt
Organism: Kalmanozyma brasiliensis GHG001
Lineage: Eukaryota; Fungi; Basidiomycota; Ustilaginomycetes; Ustilaginales
Exons: 2
Coding region: 1-456 (151 amino acids)
Source: RefSeq, a predicted model, not a curated record
AUGCAGUUCACCAAGACCACCGUUGCCGUACAGGCUCUUCUUCUCGCCGUGCUUGUUGCCGGUACCCAGGCUCAGAUCCUCAGCGACCUGACCUCGGCCGUUGGCGGUCCCGUCACCUCGGUCUUUGGCGACAUCACUUCGGGCGGCAGCUCCGUGUUCGGCGACAUUACUUCGGGCGCCGCUAGCGUCUUCACCAGCCUCACCUCGGAGGUGAACAGUGCCGCUUCUUCGGCCACCUCUGCUGCUCCCUCGGCUGCUUCGUCCAUCACUUCGGCUGCCAGCUCGAUCACUUCGAGCGCCGGCAGCGCCGCCUCGUCCGCAACCUCCCGUGCAAGCAGCGCCGCCACCAGCGGUGCUAGCAAUGGCGCCAUGAUGCAGGCCGGCGUGCCCAUGGGCGCUAUGGUCGCCGUAGGCACCGUCCUCUUCGGCGCUAUCGCCGGCUCCCUCGUCCUCUAA